Neohortaea acidophila is the source of this 1346-nucleotide messenger RNA. RefSeq names its product L-rhamnoate dehydratase-like protein. The record is from RefSeq and is a predicted model, not a curated record. Gene Ontology annotation, biological process: carbohydrate catabolic process. Gene Ontology annotation, molecular function: L-rhamnonate dehydratase activity; magnesium ion binding. The coding region runs from base 84 to 1343 and encodes 419 amino acids. The transcript is spliced from 2 exons. NCBI's taxonomy places the organism in Eukaryota, Fungi, Ascomycota, Dothideomycetes, Mycosphaerellales, Teratosphaeriaceae.
UCGAUGCUCUUCUUUAAUUCAACCUUGCCGCCUCUCCUCAAUCGUCUUCACCACUAACACACUCCACCUCGCGAUCUCCGACCAUGCCUGCAUUCCCCCGCAUCAAAAAGAUCAAAACCUUCGUAGUCGAGGGUGUCGGCUCCGGCGGCGACUACCACAAUGUCGCCACGGGGCAUUGGCUGAUCGACUCGAAAAUCUCCACGCCCAUGUCGCAGUACGAGGACUAUCGCUCCUCCCGCACGACCUGGGGCAUCAACGUCUUACGAUCCUUCUGCGUUGAGAUUGAGGCGACGGAUGGGACGAAGGGGUUUGCGACUGGCUUUGGAGGGCCGCCUGCUUGUUGGUUGGUUGCGGAGCAUUUUGAACGCUUCCUUAUUGGAAAAGAUCCCAGAGACACGAACAACCUCUUUGAACAAAUGUAUCGGGCGUCCAUGUUCUACGGCCGAAAAGGACUCGCCGUCGCUGUCAUCUCCGUCAUCGACCUGGCAAUCUGGGACCUGCUGGGCAAGAUCCGCAACGAACCAGUCUACAAGAUGAUUGGGGGUGCCACCCGGUCGAGACUCGACUUUUACUGCACCGGCCCGGAACCCGCGGCGGCCAAGUCGAUGGGAUUCAUUGGUGCCAAGGUCCCGCUCCCAUAUGGACUCGGGGAGGGAGUUCAAGGCAUGCGGAAGAAUGUUGAGUUCCUCACCAAGCAUCGAGAGUCGGUCGGCCCCGAUUUCCCACUUCGAGUAGACUGCUACAUGAGUCUCAAUGUUCCCUACACCAUCGAGUUGGUCGAGAAAUGCAAACAUCUGGACAUUGACUGGUGGGAGGAGUGUUUGUCGCCAGAUGAUUUUGAUGGCCACGCACUGUUGAAACGCGCACACCCAACCGUCAAAUUCACCACCGGCGAACACGAAUUUUCCAAAUACGGCUUCCGGAAGCUCGUCGAAGGGCGAAACAUUGACAUUCUCCAACCAGAUGUCAUGUGGGUAGGCGGCAUGACCGAACUCCUAAAGAUCUCCGCCAUGGCUUCCGCAUACGACAUUCCCAUCGUCCCACACGCUAGCGGACCGUAUAGUUACCACUUCGUGGUGUCACAACCCAACAGCCCCUUCCAGGAGUAUCUCGCAAACUCUCCGGACGGAAAAUCGGUUGUCCCAGUCUUUGGGGACCUCUUCCUCAAUGAGCCCGUCCCGCACAACGGCUUCUUGGAUGUGUCGGCCUUAGACAAGCCGGGUUUUGGACUUGAGCUUAAUCCUCGCGCAAAUCUGAGGGAAGCCAGCGAGAUCUGGAGUCCUGCUGUGAUGAGACCUCUCAAGAGCGAUAGUACCGAGGAGAAGCUUGUGAGCAGACAGUAGUCG